UUUGGUGGACAUUUAUACGAUUUCUCCUAUAAAAGUGCAUCAAUAUUAUACGGAGAAUAUUGAACAGCCGUAGAAAUGCCCCCCAUUGAAAUAAAACAUCAUAUUCCUGACGUGACAGACAGACCAUUCAUUGCCGGCAUUGGCAUUCAUUGGUUAUGAUGCUACAGGUUUCUUCAUCAUAACUAUCAUUAAAUUUUCAAUUUCAAAUCAAAGCAUUAAUAUAAAACGGUUAAGAUUGAUGAAAAUAGUAUAUUUUCCUUUAUUGAUGGAAAUCGGAAAUCAUUUUAUAUUGCAGUACGUGGAUUAACCAGAUGGUCCAUAUUUGUGCGCCAAGGGUGUUAUAAUCUCCGGUUAUUCCUCCAACCAGAUGGUUGUUUUCAAUAUUUACACCUUUGCUGAUGAUGGUUGUGGCUCUGAAACGGAAAUCAGUUAACAAAUCCGGAGCUGCUUUUGGAAUUAUAACGGCCAUUAUUUUGUCUAUUGCCAAUCAUGCCUUUUUUGCAAGUUUAGCAACGUUUUUCUUUACCUCAUCAAGGGCAACAAAAUUUCGCUCUCAUAUGAAAAAGAAAAUUGAAAAAGAUUUUAAAGAAGGCGAAGGUCAACGCAAUUGGGUGCAAGUUCUAUGCAACUCUGGCAUGGCUACUCAAUUGGCGAUGUUAUAUUUAAUAGAUGUUGGCAGCAGCGAGAGAACCAUUAAUUUUGUAAAAGACUAUCGGGCCAGUUGGCUGGGCAUAGCAGUUAUGUCUGUUUUUGCCAGCUGCAAUGGUGACACCUGGGCCAGUGAACUGGGUAGUGUUCUAUCAAAAGGAGAUCCCUUUCUCAUCACCUCAUUGAAAAAGGUUCCACGCGGCACUAACGGAGGGGUAUCUCUUAUAGGCAUAUUUGUAAGUUUCUUAGCAGGUAUAGCGGUGGGUUUAGCGUAUUUCUUCACUAUAUAUUUCACUGCACCCACACAUAUGAUGUUGGUUGCCCCACCACAAUGGCCCUUGAUAUUGUGGGGUGGUUUUGCUGGUCUAUUUGGCUCCUUGGUGGAUUCUGUGCUAGGUGCUACACUGCAAUAUUCAGGUAUCGAUGAAGAAGGAAAAAUCGUAGAUACUCCAGCUGCAGGCGUAAAAUACAUAAGUGGUUUAAGAAUUAUUGACAACCAUAGUGUUAAUCUUAUAUCAAGUAUUAUAACAGGUGUGUGUAUUCCCGUAUUUGCUAUGAAAUAUUGGCCAGAACGUUAGCUUGUCCAGUCGUGUAUUUGACUUACCGUUUGAUUGUUAGUGUCUUAUGUCGUAUCAUUAAUAUUUCGUACUCGAACAUAGUGUUAAUUUCAGCUAUAGGUUUCCAUCCAACUGAUUGUGAUUGGGGAUACAUUUUUAUUCAGUUUUUCUCUUUUUUUUUGAGAAUAUGAUUCAUAUUUUUACAUUUUUGUAAUAACUAAGAAGGUAUUUUAAUAUUGUGCAUGUUUGUAAAAUAAAAUAAAAAUAAUUUCCUAAUACAA
This is a messenger RNA of Stomoxys calcitrans (stable fly), 1486 nucleotides long. RefSeq names its product transmembrane protein 19. Lineage: Eukaryota; Metazoa; Arthropoda; Insecta; Diptera; Muscidae. The record is from RefSeq and is a predicted model, not a curated record. The transcript has 4 exons. The coding region runs from base 399 to 1226 and encodes 275 amino acids. Gene Ontology annotation, cellular component: membrane.